GUGGGGUGGACUGGUGGGUGGUGGAGGGGGUGACUGUGGGGAUGGAGGUGGUGGUUUGGGAAAUAAAAAGAAAAAAAAAAUUAAAGUUGGAAAUAUUUGAUGAGAUCGCGACAAUAUUAGGAAGUUUUAGGGGAUGAUCGUUAACAUUCUAGUCAUCUAGGGUCCAAGUCCAAUUUUUUUUUUUUUUUUUUUUUUGUUUCUUUAAAGAAACUUUUGACAUCAACUGAUCAUGCUCAUUGCUCGCAGCAUCAGAAAUCUACUUUUUCUUGCCAACAAGAUUUCCUGAGGUCAUAGACUCCCACUUUCCUUCUACUGCUCUCCCCCUUAAUCUCUCUCUCUCUCUCUCCUCCACCCUAAACUGCGCACAAAUGUCGAACCGAUCAACGCAUCACAGGCAAGAUUCCAGCAACUUCAACAACAGCAGAGGUUUCCGAGGCAAAACUCAGACGAAAUUCGUGGCAAAAACCAACCUUUCUUCUUCUUCUUCACUUCCAUUUCCUAACCCUAGUUUCUCCGCUUCUGUGCGCCAAUCUCAACCCCCAAAUUCAGCUUCAUCCACACUUCCAUUAGCCAACAAUGGCGGCGGCGGUGGUGGUGGUGGUGGUGGCAAUUUCGUAAAUUAUCUCCCUCAAGAUGAAGCUGUUGCUGUUGGUCGCAGUGCUGAAGAUGGUGGUUUAGAUCCUCUUGAGUCUCAACGAGUUGUUGAUCUUCUUAACAGAGAGUUGGCUAGCUUGCUCAAGCUUAAACCUAGAGAUUUUUGGCGAGCUGUGGCAGUAGAUGCAUCCUUGCACGAUUUUCUUGACAGCUUCCUGCAGUUUAGGAGUAGAUGGUAUGACUUCCCUUAUCAUGGAGCCAAGGGAAUUGUUGCUGGUGUUAUUGUUGGGGACUUGGAGCUAAGUCGCCGUGUUUUGAUGCUUUUGUAUAGAAUAUCUUCUAAUAAGGAUCCUGGUUCUCGGGUCACAGACAGCCUAAGUCAGAAAGAACAUCAAGUCCUUCUGCAGGAAAAGAAGUUGCUUGAUUUGCCCAAGUUGUUGGAUAUAUGUGCGGUAUAUGGUCAUGAAAAUGAAGAUUUGACAAGAUCACUGGUUUCAAAUGCUAUUAAUGCUCAGCCUGAUAUCUACAGAAGCUUUACUUCCAUGCUGUCUCAUUUUUUGGGUAUUGUUCACACAAUGUAUGAACGUUGCAGGUCAUCUUUGGAGGCUUUGAUAUCUGCUGGUAGCUGUGAGGACAAUGGGGCUAGUAUACGUCAUCUAGAAUACUUGGAGGUGAUGGACUUCUUAAACGACGCUGUUGUAUCAAUGGACACAUUUGUUAGUGCUUAUAGGCCUGUAGCUGUUUACUUCUCUUGCCCUAUUGAUGCUAGUCAUGGUAAUGAGGAAUUGAUUAAUGUUCUUGCAACUUUGCAUGACUCGCUGUUACCCUGUUUACGACAAGGACUACAAAUCAUCUUAGCAGCUGGGGAGAAUUCAUCUCCCAUGCUUUCUGAUGUAUCUGUUAGUUUGAGAAUUUUAUCUUCAAGAUUAGUUGGUAUUGGCUGGAAAUUACUGGAUAAUUGUUACCUCAGUCAUGAGCUUUUCAAUGAUAACCUUCCCUUUCCUGCUGCCAUGAAGAUGUUUCCUGGUAGUGUUGAGGAUCCUGUUAUAAGGGCUGAUAUAUUGGUUCAAACUUUUAAGGAGAUUGCUGCAGUUCCUCAGCAUGCUCAGGGAAAACAUCACAGGGGUACAUUUCUUCAAAAUAUUGAAAGAAAUUACCAAAUCAUGCAUAGAAUUCAGAGCUUGAAACAAAGUGGGUGGAUUUUCAUAGAUGAUGACCAAUAUCAAUACUUGACUGGGAUAAUGACGCAUCCAUUGCCCGUCAUUUCUAAAAAGUUACCUAAUGCUCUAAACAACUCUGUUGGAAAUGAUGGCUUGCAAAUGGAAGAAGAUGCAGCCAUAUCAGAGUCAAAAAUCAGUCAAGUGAAAGACCUUUUCCCUGAUUAUGGAAAAGGUUUUGUAUCAGCUUGUCUUGAAGUCUAUGACAACAAUCCAGAGGAGGUGAUUGAAAGGAUUUUGGAGGGAACUUUGCAUGAAGAUUUACGCAGACUGGAUACUUCAAUGGAGACGGUUCCACCUAAGUCUGCUCAAUCGGUGACCAAGAAAGAUAAGGGAAAAGGAAUAUUAGUUGAAUCUACAGAAUUCCCUCCUACCAAACCAAUCUCAUUACCUCAGAAGCCAAAGCAUGAAGCAGUUUCAUCAUCAGGAUCUUCCGUAGCACCGUCAGCUGGGCGAUUUAUCAGAAAAUCUAAAGGUGACCAACCUGAUCAUGAUGCUUUUGGUUCAAGAGAUGAAAAGCACACGGAGAAGACAACUGCUUUGAUGUCACAGUAUGAAUACGAAGACGAGUAUGAUGACUCUUUCGAUGACCUUGGCAUGACCCUUAUGGAGUCUGGUGUGGAGGAGACGGAGAUUUUAGGUGAGAGAAUCAGUUCAAAAUCGAGUGUGUCUUCAAGGCCUGAAAGGCAAGGUUCAGCCUCUAGCGGUGCUAGUUCCAAAUGGAAUUCUAAACAGAAACCUCAGUUUUAUGUCAAGGAUGGUAAAAAUUACAGUUAUAAGGUGGAAGGAUCUAUUGCAGCUACUGAUCAAAAGCAAGCAUCUUUGAUUACACAAGCUCAGCAAGAACUAAUACACGGACUUGGACGUGGUGGUAACCGUCCUCUUGGUGCUGUUAAGGUGCUAGAAGAGCAAAAUGAAGUAAAAGGGGAAGGAUCCAAUCCUUCAAAUGUGGAUGGUGUAGGUGAUGGUGGAAGAGGAAGAGGAAGGGGACGUGGGCAACGAGGUGGUGGAAGAAAUAAUCAUUACAGAAAGGAUAGAGCCAUGAAGAAGCACAUGACUGGAUUGAGUGGUUUUUAGGUAAUAUAUACUUACACAGGUCAUAACUAAAGGCUGUAUAGUCAUUUUGUUAUUCACAGUUUUGGAAACUUGCUAGUGUAUUUUGUUUCCUUACCAAAUUCUUACAUCAUCCAAUACAAGUACAAGAAAAUAACAUAAUGCUGGAAUUCUGGAAUA
Messenger RNA from Beta vulgaris subsp. vulgaris (sugar beet), 3044 nucleotides. RefSeq lists its product as uncharacterized. The transcript has 9 exons. Bases 369 to 2888 code for a protein of 839 amino acids. The record is from RefSeq and is a predicted model, not a curated record. NCBI's taxonomy places the organism in Eukaryota, Viridiplantae, Streptophyta, Magnoliopsida, Caryophyllales, Amaranthaceae. Gene Ontology annotation, molecular function: ubiquitin binding.